CAAAAGAAGUCGCGUCUACUGCCAUCAAGGUGCUUCCACACACACAAACUUCUACAACCCCCCAUUUUCUUUCCAAUUCCAAAAUCCAGGGUUUCCUCCUUUCCUCCUUUCCUCCAAUUCUCCCUUUCAUAUUGACCUGAUCUCCUCCAAUUCUUCUCCUUCGUUCCACACUUUCCAUCAUCACACAUCUACACAUCUACUUCCUGAUCACCUAACUCUCCUUUUGGGUGUUCAUGUAUUGGUCUAUCUCCGAUCUAUUUUGAUACCUGGUGUCUUUCCUGCUAUUCUCUUCAUCACCUUCUGCAUGCUGCAGACCUGACAAGAUGUCCACCUCAAAGCAUGCAUACCAAGGCUUCUUUCCAGAUGACCCAUCUGGAACAGUAGCUCACGAAUCCGACUUGGGACUAACCUCUCCAGCAAGCUCUACAGGAGGUUGCACACUAACAGCCAAGUAUGAGGACAAAGACCCCUUCACCUCCCCUGGUGCAAAGCUGGGCCACGAGCAGAAGCUCAGUGCCACAGCAUCCUCCUUUGAACCCUUCAGUGUCCACUUGAACAAGGGCUCUAUCCAUUCUAUUGCAGGAGGCGGCCAAUAUGUAGAACCAGUGUCCCCAGCUGAUAGCUUUGCCUCUGGUAUUGGACAGCAGGGCAUCUUCAGCACCAAUACCCAAGUUACCCGUGCUCUUAGAAUAUCUGGGAUAUACAUCACUGUCUCUAGAGAGCAAGUUGAGACAUGCCUUCAAGAGAAGGGAAUCCCUGAGCGUGCAACACGUCGAUUCUAUCACACUGCGAACGAGGUCUUGGUGAGAUUUUCUGAUGUCCAGGAUGCAGUUAUCAUCUACAGCUACGCAAAGAUCUCUCACCCUGAGUGGUCUGUUGAAUACAUAACUCCAGGUGUCUGCGCCGAGAAAGCAAACCCAAACUCAGCCUUUGUAUCUGCCUAUGAAGGCCAAGUUUCUCUGACCGCCAAGCUCCCUGUUGUGGGGGGUUUUGACAGGGCCAAAAUUGAAGAUAUUAUUGUGGAUCUUCUUGCCAUUGAUGGAGCAGUGUAUGCCUACCAGAAACAGGCACCAACUGAAGCUGGGACUGUCGGCAUGAUCGUCGAAUUCUGCGAUGUAGGAUCUGCGCAUCGUGCUGUUGCGAGACUCAACGGAGCCACCGUUAGGGGCAUAACUCUUAAACUCGGACUCCACAAGCCAGAUAUCGACCAGCGACCCCCACGAGUCCCACAUGGAUCUCAUCACACUCCAAUCCGCGGCCGUGGAGACUAUGAUGACUUGAUUGGAAGCAUUGAGCGAUUAUCUAUCUCAAGCCCUCCAGCAUACAACCAGCAGGUUCCAUUUUCAUACCCUACCACGAUGAUGAGCCCCGUGGGUAACUCUUAUGUUCCCACAUUUCCAGUGACCCCAGUAUUUCCCGGUGCUACUGUGCCACUUGGUGGUCCAUAUUCAUCUCCGCAAUCUCCAGCUACAGGAUACACCCCAGGAGGAUACGGCACUCCGUCUCAAUAUGGUGCCACUUCUGUGACAUCCAAUGAUUCGAGACUUACAACUCCAACGGGUAAGACUUGGAAUAAUACGGGCAGCCUAAUGAAUGGUGGCUCCAAAGAUGAAUCUCAAUCACAACUGCGCCUUUAUGGGCGUCGCCAAAAUUCCGUGCGCCAGAACGCGGUUCGAGGCACUGGUCGCCCUCAAUUUGGCAGCUCGGUGGGACAACACAACAUUGUCGACGUGGGCAGAAUCCGCCAAGGAUUAGACGUUCGGACUACUAUUAUGCUCCGCAACAUCCCAAAUAAGAUCAACCAGGAGAUGCUGAAGGGAAUCAUCGAUGAAACCAGCUUCGGCUCCUAUGAUUUCAUGUAUCUCCGCAUUGAUUUUGCCAAUAACUGCAAUGUUGGCUAUGCUUUCAUCAAUUUUGAGGAUCCAUGGCAUAUUAUUGCUUUUGUGGAAGCACGCGCCGGCCAACGAUGGAAUAGGUACAAUAGCGACAAGGUUGCCGAGGUCUCCUAUGCUACCAUUCAAGGAAAGGACUGUUUGGUACAGAAGUUCCGCAACAGCUCCGUUAUGCUUGAGCAUCCAUCAUUCCGACCCAAGAUUUUCCGAACAGGCCCUCCUCAUCUAGGUGGAGGCGGAGAGGAGGAUUUUCCUCUCCCCGACAAUGCCUCAAAAAUGAGACGCAGUGUUGAAAAUGCUGAGCAUGUCGGCCUGUUUGCUCCACGUGCUGGGCAGCACCAUAGAGACGAGCAACGCCGCCGCCGCUCUCAGUACGACAGAGGUACUCGCCUUGCGGCACUUGAGGAGUUUGAAUUCGAGGAUGUGAUUUCAUACCAAGAUGUUGCCCGCUACUCAUAUUAAUUUAUGAUCCGGUGUCUUGGCAGAUCUUGGAAUUAAUGUACACACAGCAAAUUCCGCAAGAAACAACCCUCACCCCAUGCAAAGCUACUGGAAUUUGAAAAUUUGGAGUGUCCCUUUGCACACUGGUAGAAGGCAGUACCACUUUGGGGUCUCGCGGUCAACAUGCUGGUAUCCGAAAUGCACUUUACUAUCUCAUUUGGGUCAAAUCGAUUUGCUUUACAGGACAAACAGUCACAUGCCGUUAUCUGGCCCGGCAUUAACUCAAUAUCCAGCCAAAUUCUUUCUGGACGAAUCUUGCAAGGAUUGCCCUUAGCUGUUUUGGAGGCUCUUUUACAUUCAACUACACAUUUGGUCGCUUCCAUCAUUGGGGAAGGAACUUUGGUAUUGCAUAUGCAAGCAAGUUCUGGGCGCUUUGUGGAAUAUUUUGAUGUGCAACGAACUGCCUAGAUGGGAUCUCUUGGGCUUUCAUUCAACCACUUUCGUGGAUUUUUGAAACUUUUUUGCUUUUCAAUCACAAUAGUCAUUUUGGGCCAUUUGUAUGGUACAAUGCACGUUGCCACAAUGCAAGUUAGCAGAGAUACGAACCACAUGGAACAAAAGGAAUUCAGAAUAAGCUGCUUAUCUAGUAGAUGGUUUCAGAAACUACUUGUCUCCUUGAUAGCUUUAUUAAAAUUGCA
Pseudogymnoascus verrucosus is the source of this 3031-nucleotide messenger RNA. RefSeq lists its product as uncharacterized. The record is from RefSeq and is a predicted model, not a curated record. The transcript is spliced from 15 exons. Bases 324 to 2354 code for a protein of 676 amino acids. Gene Ontology annotation, molecular function: RNA binding. NCBI's taxonomy places the organism in Eukaryota, Fungi, Ascomycota, Leotiomycetes, Thelebolales, Thelebolaceae.